Molecule: messenger RNA, 210 nt
Organism: Guillardia theta CCMP2712
Lineage: Eukaryota; Cryptophyceae; Pyrenomonadales; Geminigeraceae
Exons: 2
Coding region: 1-210 (69 amino acids)
Source: RefSeq, a predicted model, not a curated record
AUGGCCAGGACUGAUGUAGCCUCGCAGAUUCUGAGCUACGAGAGUUACCUCAUGUCGCCCAUGACCAACUGGGCCGCACAUGCUGGUAGAGUCCAUCCAGCCAUCCCGGGAGAUCCCGAGCCGAGGCUGUUGAUUCCCAAGGCUCAGGGGCUGUGGAGCAUGGGAUCGAACAAGAAGGCCAGGGGACAGGACGGGGUCGAUCUCGAGUGA